AUGGCUGAUCCUCCAAACGAGAGGGAUCACAUGGAUGGUGAUGGAGUGAAGCGUAGUGUCCGUCCAAACUUCGCAGAAGACGUUUACGGUGAUAAAAAAGGAACUCAGACAGAGGAAAUCGAAUACAGUGAAUCUUCUUUGGCCCAAAGACGGUCAGCCUUGUUGGUGAAACUCAAACAGCUCAAAGAUUCUCAUGGGAACACGACUACGGAUGUUAUCGGAAAUCGUGCAGAAAGUAUUGAUAUGAGCGAGUCCGAUAUCGAGUUUGAGUACAACGACUGCGACACACUUCUAAAUGAGCUCUCCGAACUCUACACAUAUUCUGAGCUGGACGACUUUGCCAGCAAUAUUCAGUGUUGGAAGGUGUAUGCCGACAAUAAUGGAAUCCUGGCUCCGUUCCACUUCUCAUCUCUACCGGAGGCGAAAAAGAUGUUCAUUAUGCAAGAUCUCUGUGCGAGAAUGGAAAGUGCUGAACCAGAUGUGCGACUCGCCAGUGCUCGAAUUGUGCUCUAUAUUUUACAGGGCGCGUACCUCGAUUUCAGUGAGGAGGAAGAGGUCGAGGCAGGCUUACUGUUGAGUGCUACAUCUCUCGAUAGAGGAACAGGCGGACAUGAAAAGGACUGUAUUAGCAACGCAUUUUUUAAUGCUCACAUCGCUUAUAAAGCAGGUGCCUACCAGGCCCUAUGUACGCUUCUUAUGGCUGAGAUAUGUGAACCAUUCGACAGUGGUCCUGGAUUGGUGAACGAAGGUGGCCGCGAAUCAAAAGCAAGCUCACGAGGGAGUCGUUGUCCCAGCAGCGCCGAUUUGGCUGAAAGUGAUCGCCGGAAUCGUCGAGCCGCAACGAUGGCGGACAAUGAAGCGAUGAGAACAGUGUUGUCGGCGUUAUACCACAUGGUGGAGUUGAUGCGCAAUGAAGAAUUGACUAAUACCUUAGCUGUUGACGAUCCCAGCUUGCCAGCGAGAGGAAGCGCGUUCUUAGAGGAAUUGAGUGAACCACUAGAUCAUGUGGGCCAGCCUUUGCUACUUGUUCUGUUCGAAAUGCUCCCUCCAUUCUACACAGGAACCUCACCUCAUUUCCCAAUCAAAAAAAUCCUUCUUCUUAUAUGGAAGAUUCUUCUUGCAACGUUAGGUGGUUGGCGCCACUUAGACGCGAUGAAAGCCUCGAAAAGAGCUGCACUUGGCCUUCAAGUAAUGGAAAACACAAUAGCAGUGGCUUCUUCUUUGCCCGCAACUCUAAUUAACGACGGCGAAGCUGGAGCAAGAAUGGCGGCACGCCGCAUCGUUCCCAUUGGACGAGUUAUGGCGCGACAAUUAGCCUAUGCUGGUAGCGAAGAAGCUAGAGAUGAAGAGUUUGACAUAGGAGCGAUAGCGGGUGACGACUACAUUCUGGAUGUUGAUGGGUCAGCUAAACGCGGGUCCGAGUUACGACACGUGUCUAGCGGUGACCGCACCCCUCGAGCUGGGUCCCCUAUGCCUCGUGAACCCCCGAAGAGAAGUUUACCAUGGCGCAGCAAGGUAUCUAAACAGGAGAUUGAGGCAUUCCUCCAACAGGAGAGGCAGAAGUUUUUCCAAUAUCAGUUGCCGGGUGAUCUUGAGACGAUGUUCGCUUUACCGCCACCGAUACAUCGUAGUGUGGAAGCGUUACGUAAACAUCUCUACACUUCUAUAGGAGAAAUUCAGGCAGCGCAAGAUGAAGAGUACAAUCGCUAUCUGUUCUCCAAGAAGGAAGACGUCGAAAUGAACAACGUGGAAGAACUCUACCGCUUACUCCUGCCAAAUCUAUGUCAGUAUGUGGUCGCUCUUCUGAAAGUAUUACUUGCUGCGGCACCGUCAAACAAGGCUAAAAAUGACGCUCUUAACAUACUGGUCGAUGUAUUGACACCAGAAACGGAUGGAUGUGACAUUCUGUCGAAUUCUAUAAGUCUUGAUCAUUCGACAAGCAGCCCGCUUGAGGAAAGCGUUCGCUUAGCCAUCGAUAUAAAUAGGCACAAAGAGAUUAUGGUAAAGGCGACGUCGUCAAUUCUCUUACUCCUGAUGAAACACCUGCGGUUGAACCAUAUUUAUCAAUUUGAAUAUCUGAGUCAGCAUAUUGUCUAUGGAAACGGUAUCCCACUUCUUCUGAAAUUCCUUGACCAAAAUAUGACACGUUAUGUGCAGUCUCGUUAUGAAAUUUAUCCCUAUAAUUAUCCUCAAGCACCGUUGCAUUACGUUCGAAAUCGAGAUGAAUGGCCUGUGCUCAAUUCAGAGAAUGUAGAGGGUGGUGAUAGCGAGCGUAGGGGUAUGUAUUACAUGUGGAGAAACAUGUUCUCUUCAAUAAAUCUUAUAAGGGUUCUCAACAAGCUGGUCAAGGGGAAACAGUCCCGAGUAAUGAUGUUAAUGGUGUUCAAGUCUGCGCCCAUUCUGAAACGUUCAUUGAAGAUUCGUCUGGGUCUGUUCCAGUUCUUCAUUCUGAAAGCGCUGAAAAUGCAGUCGCGAUAUCUUGGUCGUCAAUGGAGGAAAAGUAAUAUGGAUAUAAUGUCAGCGAUUUAUAACAAAGUUCGACAUCGUAUGACUGAUGAUUGGGCGUUUGCGAACGAAAUGCGGAAAUCAUAUGAUUAUCACAGUGAAGAAAGUGAACUGAAAGCAGCAGUGGAACGGUUCCAUAGUCGGAGAUAUGCGAAGAUACAUCCUCAACUUGCUAUUGGAAAACAGCCAGAGCUUGGGAAGAGGUUCAAAAAUAACUACAGAAAGUGGAUGGAGGAUGAGGUGAUCAAGAGGAAUAUCGACUGGGACCGCCUACUGAUGAACACCAGAGGAAUCGCUCUGUCUAAGGAUGUCGCAUGUUGA
Messenger RNA from Cooperia oncophora, 2826 nucleotides. The record is from the annotation of a GenBank genome assembly. Lineage: Eukaryota; Metazoa; Nematoda; Chromadorea; Rhabditida; Trichostrongylidae.